CUUACAAAGUUAUUGUAACUGCCCAUGAUUUAAUGCACUCGCUUUGCUUGCCCUAAUUGGAGUCACCACAGGAGGGCGCUCUAGACUAAUAGGAUUUAAGUGAGACAAAGCAGAGUAAAAGCAAUUCACAUUUGUUCACAAGCUAACAGGUACAGCUCGGAAGAAUGCCUUGAGCUUUUAGUGUCCCUUCGGCAAGCAGAGCGAGUUUUACGGUGCUUUUGGUGCUUUCGGUGCUUUGGUCUUUUGAUGCUUCGGUGUAUACAACAAAGAACUGAGACGAUGAUUUAUGUGAUAAACUUUAUUGCAUCCAAGUAAACCAUUUUAAAUGCACCCGUCAAAAACUCUCUGCCUAUUUAUUGAAAGCUGAAGGGCUGCUACAGUAAAACUCGCUGCUACACAUGGCUUUUGCAUCGCGUUGGUGAUUCAUCACAUGAGUGUCAUGUUACAAGCCUUCAUCUCGUCUGUGGCACUGCAUGGCAUCUACAAGAGACUGAAUCUACACUAGGACGGCGACUUUACACGGUUAACUGGGAAAACUCUUCAUGAAAGACUGAAAGGUGACUGCAAACAAACGUUGUGGACUCAGAGGUACAAGAAAGGGAAAAAUAGUUAUCUAUUUAUUACUUUUGGGAUAAUUGCAAUUUUUAAAGAAAAAAAAGGAUUUAUAUUUGUAUGCUUUGAUGAAUUUGUAUGCAGUAAUUGAAGUUUGAGAAUGAGGAGUGACUAAUGAUUUAAGUGCUCAUGUUUCAAGGUGUUUGUAUAAUGUUGGGCUUAUAUUCAUGAUGCAUGUAUUAGACAAAUGUUUGCAAUUUUAAAGUGCUUAAAGUCUUAAGAGUUUAACUGUUGUUGCACAUGUGAUUUGACUUAUUACCUUUGCUAUAAUAUUUUUAAAUUUGUCUGAUGUAAGCAGGUUGCUGAUUUAAGUUGUAGACAGACAAAAUGGACGACACAGCGGAGCAAAUGGCAGCACAAGCAAGUCAAAGGUCAGUUCUUGAUAAAGAUCUGAAUAGUACAACAGAAAUGCAACAGGUUAGAUCAAGAUCAAGCUCUCGAAAAAGAAAUCCCACAGAAAAGGGUUUAGAAAUGCAAAAACAAGAGACAAAAAAGCACGAGAAAGCCUUUAAUAAAGCUUAUACUUCCUGGAAACAGACAGCUUAAGAAAUUAGAUGUAAAUUAAAAGCCUUAUGCACAUGUGAAGAGCUUGAGCAAAUUUUGAAAGACAUUCAAACUAGUCAGGAUGUUGUCACUCAACAUUAUGCCCCAUUACUGCGUAAUCAAACUGCUACUCCAGAGAUUGUAAGAAGAGUAGAUGUUUGUUCCAUAUUGAGUACAGAAAUUUGUGAUUUGGUGAGCAAACGAAUAGAAACUGUUGAUGUCAUUCAAAAAAGGGAAGUAGUUAAAGAGAGAGUUAGGCAGAUAUUGAACAAAGAGGAGUAUGAGUCUAUAUUUGGUUGUACCAAUACAGAGACCAUUAUCUCAGUAUCGUCACAGACUGUAGAAAGUUUGUCAGCUGUCUCAGAAACUUCCUCUAAGGCUUCAAGUAAACGAGCUGAUGCAGAGGCAGAACUUGCGGCUAAAGUAGAGCAGAAAAGGGCCAUUCAAGAAAUUUCCAAUCAGCAAGCUCGACUAGUUAAACUGGAGAAUGACUGGAAGCUGGAAGAAGCAAGAAUGUUAGCGGAUAUUAAACAGAAAGAAAUUGAAAUGCGCUCCAAGUUAGAAGAAGAAAAAGCAAAAUUGCAAUUGUUACAAACGGAAAAAGAUGUCAACAUAGCUGCAGCUCGAGUUAAAGCUUAUAACAAUGUAGAAAGUUGUCUUGAAGAGAGCAGUUUGGAAGACGACGAGACCGGAAAUGUCAUUUAUCCUGAACGAAGAAAAGCUUCAAACAAACCUCAACGUAAUCCUGUGAUAAAUCCAUUACCUUCACAAACAUUUCAAGAAGAAAGGAAAACUAAAGAGACUGAGAAUUUAGCUCAAGCAUUAGUGAACUCCUUAAGUAUAAGUUGUUUACCUGUUCCAGAACCAACCACUUUUAAUGGCGAUCCUCUGAAGUUUAUUGAAUGAAAAAUGUCCUUCACAGCACUCAUUGAUUGUAAAUCCAUCCCAGCAAGUGAGAAAAUGUUCUAUUUAAAAACCUAUCUUGCAGGAGAAGCUCGUAAGGCCGUAGAAGGGUUCUUUUAUAAGAACUCGGAUAAUACAUAUCAGGGUGCUUGGAGAGUCUUGGAGGAGAGGUAUGGAAACCCAUUCAUUAUUCAGCGUGCUUUUCGAGAGAGACUCAUGAGAUGGCCCAAGGUGGGAGUAAACGAUCCAUUUUCCUUGAGAGAGUUCAGUGAUUUCUUGCAAGGUUGUGUUGAAGCUAUUCCACAAGUCAAAGGUUUGUCCAUCUUGAAUGAUUGUGAGGAAAAUUACAAGUUGCUUAAGAAGUUACCAGAAUGGAUUGUCCGUAAAUGGAACAGAAUUGUUGUUGAAGAGUUGGAUAUGACAGGAGACUAUCCAAGUUUUAAGCAAUUUGCUGAAUUCUUGAAGAAGGAAUCAAAGAUAGCUUGCAACCCUUUCACUUCUCCACUGCUAGCCAGUUCAAAGGUUCCAGAUGAAAAGUAUCUGAAAAGAGCAAAAGCUUUCAAUAUUAAGGCUCAAGUAAAAGAUUCAAGACCAGAAUUCAAGGUAACAUCACCAUGUUCUGUGUGUAAGAGUGAAAUGCAUAGUAUCGUCAAAUGUCCUAUCUUUGCAUAGAAGCCCAUGGAUGAUAAAAGAUCUUUCAUUCGUGAAAAUCACAUGUGUUUUGGAUGCUUGAGAAGAGGGCAUAUUUUUAGGGACUGUAGGAGACGGCAUAUUUGUGGAACAUGUGGACUGCGUCAUCCAACUUGUCUGCACGAAGAUAAAAGCAAACAUUCAGAGGUAUCCCAAGCAGAUAUUACAUCAGAAGCAUAUACAAGUCAAGAGGGCCAAAGGGCAAUGUCUUAUGCAGUAACACAACAUGUCUCUGCUACUUCUAGUAUUGUUCCAGUGUUUAUCUCCACAGUAGAAGACCCACAAAAUGAGAUCCUUACCUAUGCCUUACUCUACACAAAGUGACACAAGCUUUAUUUUGAAGGAUUUUAUUGAUGAGCUGCAAGUGAGCAGUCAAGCGGUGAAGCUGAAACUCAGUAAUAUGACAACUACAGACACGAUUACUUCAAAUAACAAGGUUGGUGGUCUGCGAAUCCGAGGACUUCAAGGUGGGAAAUGUAUCCAAAUACCUCAAGUGUAUACGUGUGAUUUCAUUCCUGUGGAUAAAGCUCACCUUCCAACGAAGAAAACUGCAUUAUGCUGGUCUCAUCUUAAGCACAUAGCCAAUGAAAUGCCACCACUUCAGAGUUGUGAUAUAGGACUAUUGAUUGGAUAUGACUGCCCUUCAGCGUUGGCUCCCCUAGAGGUCAUAAUUGGUAAGGAAAAUGAGCCUUUUGCACAGAAAACCGCGCUGGGCUGGAGCAUUAUUGGUCUUUGUAAUCCCCACUUAGACAGACAAGGAAGUCAAAGUUUUGUUCAUCGAGUGUCUGUGAAAGAAAUGAGAGUUCCAACAGCUAAUGAUGUCUUGAAAGUUUUGGACUUCAAUGAGAAAAGUUAUGAAGACAAAUAUGUGUCACAGGAAGAUGUCCGCUUAAUUCGUUAUCUCAGUGAUAACAUCAAGCAUAAAGAAUAUGGACAUUUUCAGUUACCUCUUCCUUUCAAGAGCAGUAAUCCACCUUCACUCCCUAACAACAAGAGGCUGGCUUUAUUACGUCUGCAGCAUUUAGGUAAGAAGUUAAGGUCAAAUCAACAGUACUAUGAGAAUUACAAGAUUUUUAUGGAAGAAAUGCUCAACAAGGGAGAUGCAGAGAUUGCUCCAGUAAUACCUGAUAAAGAAACAGCUUUGUAUAUACCACAUCAUGGAGUUUACCACCCUCACAAGCCAGACAAGUUAAGAGUAGUAUUUGAUUGCUCAUCAAAAUUCUGUGGCAUAUCUCUUAACAAUACUCUUCUUACUGUCCAGAUUUGAUUAAUUCUCUGGUGGGAGUACUUUGUAGAUUCAGGAAGGAAGCCGUUGCUGUGACAUGUGACAUCGAAAAAAUGUUUCAUCAAUUUCAUGUCCCCCUUGAAGAGAGAGAUUAUUUAAGAUUCCUAUGGUGGAGGAAUGGGGAUUUGAUAAAAGAGCCCAUUGAAUAUAGAAUGACUGCAUCUUUUUGGUGCAGCUUCAUCUCCUGGGUGUGCGAACUUUGGCCUGAAGUAUCUCGCAGAGAAGUAUAAAUCUGAGUAUUCUGAAGCUUCUUCAUUUGUGAAAAAUAACUUUUAUGUGGAUGAUGGCUUAAUUUCAGUUCCAUCUAUACAGGAAACUAAAGAUUUGAUUGCAGAUGCUCAAACCCUGUGCAAGCUUGGAGGGUUACGUCUCCAUAAGUUUAACUCAAAUGAGAAAAGUCUUGCGCUGUGUUGAUUCGUCAGAAUGGGCGGUUUCUUCUAAGCCACUAAAUUUGACUCCUGAAUCGUCUGGGCAUGUUCUUGGCAUACAGUGGUCUACAAAGGAUGACACAUUCAGUUUCAACACUCAAUUUAAAGAUCAGCCUGCAACACGUCGAGGUAUCUUGUCAAUUGUAUCUUCCUUAUACGAUCCCAUUGGAUUUGUUGCUCCUUUCCUUUUGAAGGGAAAGUGCAUUUUGCAGGAGCUCUGUCAGAGAAAUAUGGAAUGGGACGAUUCUCUCCCUGAUGACUUAAUUCCACGGUGGGAGGAGUGGAAAAAUAGUCUCCAGGACUUGAAAGAUUUUACUGUUCCAAGAUGUUACUAUCCUUCGUCCUUUAGUAAGAUUGUAUUGACAGAGUUGCAUCAUUUCUCAGAUGCAAGCAACCUUGGUUAUGGUGCAUGUUCCUACUUAAGAGUCAAGAGUGACAUAAAAGAAGUGCACUGUUGCCUAGUAAUGGCCAAGGCUCGAGUGGCACCUAUAAAAAUCAAGAGUAUUCCAAGACUGGAAUUGGCUGCUGCGGUGAUUUCUGCUAGACUGAGUGUUUUGCUAAAAGCUGAACUGCAAAUGAUGAUCGAUCAAGAGUUCUUUUGGUCUGAUUCACAAGUUGUUCUUGCAUAUCUCAACAAUGAAGCAAGAAGGUUUCACGUGUUUGUCGCUAAUCGUGUUCAAUUGAUCAAGGAAAUUACAAAUACAAGCCAGUGUUAUCAUGUCAACACAUCUCAAAAUCCUGCUGACCAUGCCUCUAGAGGUUUACUCAUUUCAGAGUUGAGAUCUACUAACUGGAUGACUGGACCUACAUUUUUAUGGGAGCAAGAAGUGUGUCCAGCUCCAAACACUUCAACUAAAUUACUAGUAGGAGAUCCUGAAGUCAAACUUGUACAGGUACGGCUGACUAAAAGUUGUGAUACUGCUAACUUCCUUGAUCGAUUUGGCCACUUCUCUUCCCUGAGAACUCUAAUCAAUGUUGUUGCUCGAAUAAAAAGGCUAGCAUUAAGGAAGAAAUGUCUUAAGGAUAUUGUCACCGUUGAAGAACGCAAGUGUGCAUUACAGGCUGUGAUUAAGCUUAUUCAAGAACGAGCCUUCUCCCAAGAAAUCCAAACAAUCCAAGGAGGUAAGGCUCUUCAGAAAUCCAGUUCACUUUUCCACCUGGAUCCCAUCUUGAAAAAUGGUCUUCGUGUUGGAGGAAGGUUGAAAGGGUCAUCUCUUAGCGAAGAGGUCAAACAUCCAUUAAUUUUGCCCAAAGAGAGCCACAUUACCGACCUUAUUCUAAAACACUAUCACAGCAAAAUUUGCCAUCAAGGAAGGUCCCAAACGCUUAUGGAACUCAGGACACAUGGAUUUUGAAUUAUUGGUGGCAGUAAGUCGGUUGCUAAGUUAAUCUACAACUGCGUUCAAUGUCGGAAACUAAGGCGACCAGUGGAGGAACAACAAAUGGCAGAACUUCCAAAAGAACGUACUGAAGCCUCUUCCCCGUUCUGCUACACGGGUAUGGAUUGUUUUGGUCCAUUUAUUAUAAAAAAGGGACGAAAGGAGUACAAAAGGUACGGCCUUUUCACUUGCCUUUCAUCACGAGCAGUCCACAUUGAAAUGCUGGAAGACCUAUCAACAGACAUGUUCAUUAAUGCUUUGAGAUGUUUCAUAAGUCUGCGAGGAGCUGUUCGUCAACUUUAAUGUGACUGUGGUACAAACUUUGUAGGAGCUAGAAAUGAAUUCAAACAGGCUCUUAAGGAAUGCGAUGUCAAAACACUGGAGGGAUAUCUUGCGGAAAAUCAGUGUGAGUUUAUCUUUAAUGCUGCCUCAGCUAGUCACUCAGGAGGUGUCUGGGAACGCCAAAUUAGGACUGUGCGUAAUGUGCUGAAUUCUACUCUUUCUUUGUGCCCUGGUAGACUGGAUGACUCUUCUCUAAGAACAUUGUUUUAUGAAGCGAUGGCUAUUGUUAAUAGUCGACCAUUAACUGUGGAUGGAAUAAACGACCCAAAAUCACUAGAACCUUUAACUCCUAAUCAUCUUGUUUUAAUGAAAUCCGAGACUGCUCUUCCUCCCCCAGGGAAGUUUCUAAAGGAAGACGUGUAUUCUACAAAAAGGUGGCGCCGGGUUCAGUACUUGAUUGAACAGUUUUGGAGUCGUUGGAAAAGGGAAUAUCUCCUGAAUAUAUCCACAAGACAGAAGUGGCACGUACCUCAAGGUAAUCUUAAAGUAAAUGACAUUGUAAUCAUUAAAGAUGACAUGCUUCCUAGAAACAAAUGGCAAUUAGGUAGGGUUGGUGAGGUUUUUCCAGGUAACGAUGGCCUUGUUAGACGCGUUAAAGUUCAAACAGGAGAACAAAAACAGAAAACGGGGUUGGGGCACCAUUCUUGAAUGAGUUCACCAUUCAGUUAUUGAGCGACCAAUCCAAAAAUUGGUUGUUAUAGUUGAGUGAUUAGUUGCAACUUUCUUGCAUCAGACAAAUAAUGUUAAUUUUGUAUGUGGAUUUAUUUUGUGAGUUAAAUUUGAAGUUAAAAUCAUGUAUGAUAUUUGUUUUGUUUGAUUCAUACCAUGAUUUGGUGGGAGUGUAACUGCCCAUGAUUUAAUGCACUCGCUUUGCUUGCCCUAAUUGAAGUCACCACAGGAGGGUGCUCUAGACUAAUAGGAUUUAAGUGAGACAAAGCAGAGUAAAAGCAAUUCACAUUUGUUCACGAGCUAACAGGCACAGCUCGGAAGAAUGCCUUGAGCUUUUAGUGUCCCUUCGGCAAGCAGAGCGAGGUAUGUUUUGUUUAUUGUUUGAUUUAUUUGGAAAAUGUUAGAUGUUUUGUAAAUGUUUGUUGUUUAUUUUUCUAUGUUGUUUGUUUUCUCUAGUUUUACGGUGCUUUUGGUGCUUUCGGUGCUUUGGUCUUUUGAUGCUUCGGUGUAUACAACAAAGAACUGAGACAAUGAUGAUUUAUGUGAUGAACUUUAUUGCAUCCAAGUAAACCAUUUUAAAUG
Danio rerio (zebrafish) is the source of this 7433-nucleotide messenger RNA. The record is from RefSeq and is a predicted model, not a curated record. Lineage: Eukaryota; Metazoa; Chordata; Actinopteri; Cypriniformes; Danionidae.